CAAUACCCCCCCCCCCCACACCUCAGGAAACACCGUUCACUGUCGCUAUUUCAGCCAUAUAGUUGCCUAUAUUGCCUACUGAAUCCUCACGUUCCUUCCUGUUCUCAUCAUCACUUUAUACCCGGCACGCGCAAUCCUUCAUCCUUCGCCCCUCUUUAACCCUCACCAUGACGGAACGCAUUUUGAUGAACGAAUACAAGGCACUGUCGCAAGAGCCCUGGGUCAAUAUUGAGAUCAAUGAGGAGAACAUACUGACCUGGACGAUCGGCCUGAUCGUGCUCAAUCCCGACUCUCUCUAUUAUGGCGGCUACUUCAAGGCAGUCAUGAAAUUUCCCAGCAACUACCCCUACUCUCCUCCAGAAUUCCAAUUCCUCCGCCCCCUCUAUCACCCGAACAUCUACAAAGACGGCAGACUGUGCAUCUCCAUUCUUCACGCUCCUGGCGAGGAUGCCAUGUCCGGCGAGCUGGCCUCCGAGCGCUGGUCCCCGGCCCAACGUGUCGAGUCCGUCCUUAUCUCCAUUAUCUCGCUCCUCGACGACGCCGAGAUUUCCUCGCCCGCCAACGUCGACGCCUCGGUGAUGUUGCGCAAGGAUUUCGAUCGCUACAAGGAGAUCGUGCGCCAGAACGUGGAGGAGUCGAAGGCCGAUAUCCCGGAGGGGUUCGUCAUGCCCACGCACGAGUCGACCACCCCGCCUAAGCCCGUCGAGAAGGACGAUUCGGACUUCUGGGCCGAGAGCGAUGUAGACGACGAUGUGUUCGGUGGCAGCGACUCUGACGAGGACCUCGACGUCGACGAUCAGGAGACAGGCAGUGAGGAGGAGGAUGAACAAGCCUAGGGAUGACACCGUGAGACGUGCAUUACAUGCUCUCUCCCCCUCAUUUUCUUUCCGUCCGCCAUUAUUUUUUUUAUCUCUUGGUGCUUGGUGUUAUUCUCUUCUAUGGCAUGGCAUGGCAUAGCGUGGUGGUGCAUUCAGAUGGGUUCAUAAUAUCAGCGUCGGUCCUGUAUCUCUUAAUACUUAUUACAGCAGGCUUCAUGUGUUUGUUCCAUUGAAGCAAACUUAUGCACCUUUUUUUCGGGCUUAUGAAUGUUUUUUUUUUCUUUUUUCAUUUUGACUGGUUGAGGCAAAGCAUUUGUUCCUUUCAUAUCAGAAGGCAUGCAUGCAUACAACAUUGAAUGAACAACUACUAAACGCC
This is a messenger RNA of Aspergillus heteromorphus CBS 117.55, 1194 nucleotides long. Its product is annotated as putative ubiquitin conjugating enzyme (UbcC). The record is from RefSeq and is a predicted model, not a curated record. Lineage: Eukaryota; Fungi; Ascomycota; Eurotiomycetes; Eurotiales; Aspergillaceae. Bases 168 to 836 code for a protein of 222 amino acids. Gene Ontology annotation, biological process: protein polyubiquitination; proteasome-mediated ubiquitin-dependent protein catabolic process. The transcript has 3 exons. Gene Ontology annotation, molecular function: ubiquitin conjugating enzyme activity.